AUGGAUGCAAUACAGCAGGGGAACCCUGAAUAUCAACUAGGAAUCAUUGAUUUUGUGAAGUUUGUAAUUGAACAUGGUGAUGGAAGUCAAUUACACUUAUGUCCAUGCAGAUUCUGUCGCAAUAUGAAGGCAAUGUCAAUCAAAGAUAUGUAUGACCACCUGAAUCAGAAAGGUAUCAUGCGCAGUUACAAUAUAUGGACCAAGCACGGUGAAGUAGCAGAUCAUAAUCCUUCACUUGAAGAAAUCCAAGCUGGAUACUUUCAGCAAGUCGGGUCAUCAAGUGACUAUGUAAGUCCUCAUGUGGAGCCUACUAUGCAUAUUUUACAUGAUACUUUUCCUUCGUUUGCUGCACGACAUGAUGAAGAUGUAGUUUAUGACACCACUGUUUUUCAAGGUGAUGAUUUCUCAAACUAUGGUGAUGUAGAUUAUGAUACUUAUACCAUGUUGCUUGCUAGUGUUCAAACUCCUUUAUUUGAAGGUUGUGAUAAGACUGUUUUGGGGACCAUCAUCGAACAAAUGCAUCUAAAAGUGAAUAACAGAUGGUCAAAUAAGUCUUUUGACGAGAUGUUAAGGAGUUGGAAGAAGGUCCUUCCCCCAGGAAACUUACUUCCUAAUAGUUAUUACAAGUGCAAAAGGAUAUUGAAAAGCCUCGGCCUCGGUUAUAAUAAAAUCCAUGCUUGUAAGAAUAACUGCAUGUUGUUUUACAAGGACGACAUCGAAAGGCAGAGUUGUCGCAUUUGCCACGAGUCGAGGUGGGAGGAAUGUUCUGCAUCCAUGAAGAAACCUAAACCUGUGAAGGUGCUCCGUCAUUUCCCCUUGAUUCCUAGGUUGAAACGUCUCUACAUGUCUGCACACACUUCAAAAGAGAUGAGAUGGCACGCAGAAGUGAGGAAAGAUGAUGAUACACUCAGACAUCCCGCAGAUGAUGAGGCUUGGAAAUUCUUUGAUAGAUCAUUUCCUGAUUUUGCAGCAGAUGUUCGAAAUGUAAGACUCGGACUUGCAACAGACGGGUUCAAUCCUUUUGGAAAUAUGAAUCUAUCGUAUAGUAUUUGUCCCGUGAUGGUUGUGGCAUACAACUUGCCUCCUUGGAUGUGUAUGAAGAAGGAAUAUAAUAUGUUGACUUUGUUAAUUCCUGGUCCGCAGUCACCAGGAAAGUGUUUGGAUGUAUUUCUGCAACCAUUGAUUGACGAACUGCUGAUGUUAUGGGAAAAUGGAGCUCGUACAUUUGAUAGGAACAGUGGAACUUCAUUCAUGAUGAGAGCAGCAUUGAUGUGGACCAUCAGCGAUUUUCCUGGUUACGGGAUGUUGUCAUCGCAAGCCACUAAAGGCUAUUAUGCUUGUCCGGUCUGCUUAAGUGAAGUACAUUCUGAAUGGUACGCUGGAAAGGUGUGUUAUCUAGGUCACCGUAGAUGGCUUCCAGCAGACCAUGAGUGGCGGUAUGAUGCAGCUGCAUUUGACGGAUUUCAAGAGUUCCGUAUGAAACCCCAAGAGUGGUCUGGUGAUGAAAUUUUGGACAAGUUAAACUCCUUUGAUUUUGGGCAGCUGAGUUGUGAUCCACGAGUACCAGUUCCAGAGCGACCUAAUGAUUUUUUGUGUUGGUCGCACAAGAGUAUAUUCUUUGACUUGCCUUAUUGGGCAAAAUUGAUACUCAGGAACGCUUUAGAUGUCAUGCACAUAGAGAAAAAUGUCACUGACAACAUUGUGGGAAUAACUCUGAGCAUUAAAGGCAAGAAUAAAGACACCCCAAAAGCACGAGAGAAUCUUCAAGAGUUGAAAAUUCGCAGACGGUUGUGGCCUAAGAAGGUGGGGUCAACUAUUAAAUAUCCUAUUGCACCUUUCACAAUUAGACCAAAUUUGAAGAAAAAAGUAUUGCUUUGGUUUAAAGGAGUAAAGUAUCCUCAUGGGUAUGCGGGAAAUAAGAUAGUUGGAAUGAAGACUCAUGACUGUCAUGUGUUGGUGCAACGACUUCUUCCUGUGGUUAUUCGACCAUAUUUACCUCAUGAUGUGGUGGAACCAAUAAUAGCAUUGUCCAGAUUUUUUCAAAAGUUGUGUGCUAAAGAGUUGAAGAAGUCAGAUGUUCUUAUGUUGAAAGAAGACAUUGUUUACAUCCUUUGCAAAUUAGAGCGGAUUUUCCCACCAGCUUUCUUUACAAUCAUGAUCCACCUUUUGAUCCACCUUCCCGAAUAA
This is a messenger RNA of Argentina anserina (silverweed cinquefoil), 2187 nucleotides long. RefSeq lists its product as uncharacterized. The record is from RefSeq and is a predicted model, not a curated record. NCBI's taxonomy places the organism in Eukaryota, Viridiplantae, Streptophyta, Magnoliopsida, Rosales, Rosaceae. The transcript has a single exon. The coding region runs from base 1 to 2187 and encodes 728 amino acids.